UGGCCCGGAAGUGAUAGUGAGUUCAGCUGUCAUGGCUGAGAAGAGGAGUGCUUCAGAGCUGCCUCUGCUGUGUUUAUUAAUAACUGUGUCUCUCCUGCAUUUAUUCAUCUGUCCCUUCACUAAAGUUGAGGAGAGCUUUAAUUUACAAGCGGUGCACGACAUUCUGUAUCAUAGACUGGACUUUGACAAGUAUGACCAUCAUGAGUUCCCUGGCGUGGUGCCACGGACUUUCCUUGGCCCCCUGGUCCUCUCGGUGCUCUGCUCCCCUGUUGUGUUUCUGUCCUCUCUGCUGGAUGCACCAAAAUUCUACACACAGCUGACAGUCCGAGCCUCCCUGGGAGUGUGUGUUGUCGGUGCUCUUUGGCUCAUGCAGAAGGAAGUGAGGAGGCAGUUUGGCUCCACAGUUGCAGGGCUCUUCUGUCUGAUGUGUGCUUCUCAGUUUCACCUAAUGUUUUACAGCACCAGGACACUCCCUAAUGUAUUUGCAUUGCCAAUAGUUCUGGUAGCAUUCACUUCCUGGAUGGCUCAGAGAUACGGCUGGUUCAUCAGCCUCUCUGCUUUAGUCAUCAUUGUGUUCCGGUCAGAGCUCUGCAUCUUCCUCGGUCUCAUGUUACUGAUAUCACUGUUGAGCAGGAGGCUGGGACUGCUGCACCUGCUUUACUAUGCUGUUCCUGCUGGAAUCCUGUCACUGGCUCUGACGGUGGCCAUUGACACCUUCUUUUGGAGGAAGUUGUUGUGGCCUGAAGGUCAGGUUUUGUGGUACAACACUAUUCUCAACAAAAGCUCCAGCUGGGGAACCUCUCCCUUUCUGUGGUACUUCUACUCUGCCGUGCCCCGCGCCCUGGGCUGCACGCUGCUCUUCGUCCCCCUCGGACUCCUUGACAGGCGGAUGAGGCUGCUGCUGCUGCCCGCUGUGGGCUUCGUCCUCAUCUACUCGCUGCUGCCCCACAAGGAGCUGCGCUUCAUCAUAUACACUUUCCCUGUGCUCAGCCUGGUGGCUGCCCGAGGCUGUUCUUUCAUUUUGUGCAACUACCAGAAAUCCUGGAUGUAUAAACUGGGCUCUGCAGUGGUGGUGGGCCAGCUGUUGACCAAUGCAGCGUAUUCUAGUAUUAGUCUCUAUGUUUCCCACCACAACUACCCAGGGGGCCAAGGACUGCAGGAACUACACAGACUGUUGCCUGUCACAACAGAUGCAUUUGUCCAUAUUGACACUUAUGCUGCUGAAACUGGAGUGUCUCGCUUCUUAGAGCAGAACUCAAACUGGAGAUAUGACAAACGUGAGGACCUGAGCCUCACAAGUCCUGACAUCAAGAUCUACUCGCACCUACUGAUGGAGGCGAAUGUCACCAAGAUACAGCUGCUCCAGGACACCCAUCGGCCGCUGGCCUUCAUCGAAGGUUACAGCAACAUUGCCUUCAACAUGUUUCGCUUCCCGCCUGUUAGUGUGCAAUUAGAGAGAAAAACUGUGCUCAUGGAGAGAACGAUUGUAACCGGACAACAAAAAGAGCGACUUUAACAGGAAUGUAUUGAAUUAAAGGGAUAGUUUGGGUGUUUCUCAGUGGGACUGUAUGAGGUAGUUAUCCAUAGUCAGUGUAGUACCUACAGUAGGUGGCGGUCGGCAUGCCUCCAGUUAGGAGAAACAGAAUGGAGUUACCGCACGGAAGCAAAGCAACAUACUGCUGUGGACGGGGGAGCACCCACCUAAAGAAAAUCAAUAUCAGUUUAAGUCUAAUCUAUAUUUAGAAUAUUUUCACCGGUUAGUUCGGAUUCACCAAAGUCACACAAUAACACAAACAAACGAACCGGUCGAGGCAGCGGUAGACCAGUAACCCCUGUGUUCUGAGAGGUCAAAUUACAGGGUUUUUUCAAUGGAGUCUGGUGCCUUUAGCGAGAGCAUACCUGUAGAUGGAUACAACGGCUUGAGUUUCCCAUAGGUAAGGGCUGUCUGACGGCAAGGUAAAGCGUUGAAAAUAUUCAAAAUAUAGUCUACACUUAAACUGAUAAUGUUCUUUUUAGGUGAGCCUUCC
Molecule: messenger RNA, 2027 nt
Organism: Sebastes umbrosus (honeycomb rockfish)
Lineage: Eukaryota; Metazoa; Chordata; Actinopteri; Perciformes; Sebastidae
Gene: alg12
Product: ALG12 alpha-1,6-mannosyltransferase
Exons: 9
Coding region: 32-1516 (494 amino acids)
Biological process (GO): protein N-linked glycosylation
Cellular component (GO): endoplasmic reticulum membrane
Molecular function (GO): alpha-1,6-mannosyltransferase activity
Source: RefSeq, a predicted model, not a curated record